Corvus hawaiiensis (hawaiian crow) is the source of this 733-nucleotide messenger RNA. RefSeq names its product haptoglobin-like. Lineage: Eukaryota; Metazoa; Chordata; Aves; Passeriformes; Corvidae. Gene Ontology annotation, biological process: proteolysis. Gene Ontology annotation, molecular function: serine-type endopeptidase activity. The record is from RefSeq and is a predicted model, not a curated record.
AGCUUCCCUUGGCAGGGCUGGAUGGUGACCCGCCACAACCUGACCGUGAGGGCCACACUCAUCGGUGACCAGUGGCUGCUGAACACAGGCAGGAACGUGUACCUGAACAUCCACAGUGAGAAUGCCACGCUGGAAGAGAUUGCCCCUACACUGCAGCUGUUCCUGGGCAGCCGGGAGCAGCCCAACUUGGCAUUUGAGCGUGUUGUGCUGCACCCCAGCUACCCACAGGCUGUGGACCUGGCCUUGCUGAAGCUGAAGCAGAAGGUGCUUCUUGGCGAGGAGGUGAACCGCAUCUGCCUGGCCCAGAAGGGCUAUGUGCACCCAGGACAGGUGGGCUACAUCUCAGGCUGGGGCUGCAGUGCCACCUUUGGCUUUCCCGACAGGCUGAAGUACGUGAUGCUGCUAGUGGCCGAGAGUGAGCAGUGCCGGGAAUACUACAGUGCGCAGGAUGUGUCCUACUGGGUCCAGCCCAUCCUUGGCAAUGACACCUUCUGCGUGGGCAUGAGUGAGCUGCGGGAGGACCCCUGCUACGGGGAUGCAGGCGGAGCCUUUGCCGUGCAGGAUCCCGAUGACGACACCUGGUACGCAGGUGGCAUCGUCAGCUAUGACAAGACCUGCACAGCUGCAAAGUAUGGCGUGGACGUGAAGCAUGUCCUGGCCUGGGUGAAGGAGACAGUGGCAGCUGGCUGAGGCAGAACCAUGAGGGAAUAAAACUGUUGCGCGCCAGGCUGCA